UUGACGAGAUUCUACAUGGAGCGACUGGAGCAGGCGAUUGAGGAGGGUGUGGAGGGAGUCGGCUUCAUGUUAAUGGCCGAAGAUCACUUCACUGGGCCAGAGUAUCACAGCGUGACUGAGCUGGCGGAGAAGGGAAACCGAGCGGGCGCUUCCAAACUCCUCCUGGAUCUGGUGAUGGAGAAGGGCUCCGGGGCCCGGAGGGUGAUGUGGGAAUCCUUUGUGAAACUACACCACCAUUUACCGAAGCUGAGCAGAAUAUUGAAUGAAAUACGGGAACGUGGUGACGGCCAGUUUGCCUUCAUGGACACUGAGCGGGGUUUAUCUGAAGUGCCCGCGCAUCUGAAAGAUGUUCAGCAGAAACACAAGGAGACUCUGCGGGCAGAAACUGAAACACUGAGAGUCAACACGAUCCUGAUGAGGGAGAAGGUGAAGGUUUUCCAGCUGGUUGAUCGAUACGCUGAGCUCACGGUCAUUUCUACUGUUCGAGAUCGGAGACUGGUGGAACAUGAACUGCUGGCAAGAGGCAGAGACCACGAGGAGUGGAGAGAACAACAUCUCCGCGGAAAGCUGGAAAAAAUCCGGACUGAUCAAUUAUUUACGAGGAGUUUUCUGCAAAAAUUUAAAAGAUCUGUCUUUGGAAACAAAACAGGGAUGUCGGCAGUAGUGGCCGGAGUCCCGGGAAUCGGGAAAACAACAAUGGUUCAAAAGAUUGUUUAUGACUGGGCCACGGGAAAAAUAUACCAACAAUUCCAGUUUGUCUUCAGUUUCAAAUUGAGAGAUUUAAACUCCAUUAACUGCAGAAUAAACCUGAGGGAACUGAUUCUGGAUCAGUAUCCUUACUUUGGGAAUUCCCUGAGAGAGGUCUGGAAGAACCCAGAGGGAUUGCUGUUUAUAUUCGAUGGUUUGGAUGAAUUCAAGCACAACAUCGACUUUGCUGACGGUCGGAGAGAUAAAGAACCCAAGCACCAGUGCCCAGAUCCCGAGUGGUGGUGUGAAGUGUCGGACAUUGUGUACAGUUUAAUCCAGGGCAAGCUGCUCCCAGGGUGUUCAGUGCUGGUGACCACCCGUCCCACUGCGUUACAUUUAUUGGAAAAGGCUGACAUCAGUGUCCGGGCCGAAGUCCUGGGAUUUGUUGGUGAGGAACGGAAGGAAUAUUUCUUCAGGCAUUUUGAAGAUCAGAUGGUGGCAGAAGCUGUUUUCAAACACGUGAAGGAGAACGAGAUCCUGUACACCAUGAGCUACAACCCCUCCUACUGCUGGAUCCUCGCUCUGGCACUGGGCCCAUUCUUCACACAAAGAGUCAGGGACCCGCAGCGAGUUCCCAAGACCAUCACCCAACUGUACUGCUACUAUAUUUACAACAUCCUGAAAAACCACGGCCGUGAGAUUGAGAACCCCCGUGAGGUGUUACUCAGUGUUGGUCAGAUGGCCUUCAGAGGAGUGUCCGAGAAGAAGAUUGUGUUUACAGAUGGAGAUUUAAUCAACUACAAUCUGCAGCCUUCCCAAUUCCUGUCUGGGUUCCUGAUGGAGCUUUUGGAGAGAGAGGAUUCUGCCCGGUGUGUGGUGUACACAUUCCCACACCUCACCAUCCAAGAGUUUGUAGCUGCAGUCGCACAGUUCCUGAAUCCACAUCCCGGGGAUAUCCUGAAAUUCCUCACUGAAGCACACAACACGACAGAUGGGCGAUUUGGGGUAUUUCUCCGUUUCGUUGCUGGUCUCUCCUCUCCAAUUACAGCUCGUGGCCUGGAGGAGUUUCUGGGUCCAUUUCCUCAUCAAACAACCUGCCGGGUGAUUGACUGGGUGAAGGAGGAGGUUAAACGCCAGAUUGGAAUCACGAGGAGUGAAGUUGGUAAAAGGAGCCUCCUGAACACAUUGCACUACCUGUUUGAGUCUCAGAAUCGUGGACUGGCUCAGGCCGCACUGGGAUCUGUGAAAACACUUUCAUUGAGUGGAAUGACACUGACCCCGAUUGACUGCGCGGUCGUGUCUCAUGUCAUCGGACUCUGUGAUACAAUAAAACAGCUCGACCUGGAGAGCUGCCACAUUCAGUGUGAAGGAAUCCAGCGGCUGGGACCCGGACUGUACAAGUGCCAGAAGUUGAGACUUGGGGAGAAUGAACUGGGAGAUUCAGGAGUGAAACUGGUGUCUGCGGCUCUGAGGAACCUGGAGUGUAAAAUACAGACACUAGGUCUGGACAAAGUCGGUCUCACAGAUUCUGGUGCCGAGGAUCUCGUCUCCGCUCUCAGUUCAAACACAUCACUGACGGAGCUGAACCUGGGUUUUAAUAAACUGGGAGAUUCAGGAGUGAAACUGGUUUCUGCGGCUCUGAGGAACCCGGAGUGUAAAAUACAGAAACUGUGGCUGAUGAGUGUCGGUCUCAAAGACUCUGGUGCCGAGGAUCUCGUCUCUGCUCUCAGUACAAAACCAUCACUGACGGAGCUGAACCUGGGUUUUAAUGAACUGGGAGAUUCAGGAGUGAAACUGGUGUCUGCGGCUCUGAGGAACCCGGAGUGUAAAAUACAGAAACUGUGGCUGGACAGUGUCGGUCUCACAGAUUCUGGUGCCGAGGAUCUCGUCUCCGCUCUCAGUACAAACCCAUCACUGACGGAGCUGAUCCUGGGAUUAAACUCGCUGACAGACCGAUCUGUCCCCGCUCUCCGCCGCCUCAUACUGACCCUCCCGAGUCUGGAGCGGAUCCGGCUGGGGUACAAUCAGUUCAGUGAGACCGGGAAGAAGGAACUGAGAUCUCUGCAGGAACCCAGACCCGGACUGACAGUGACCUGGAACAUCUGAAUGUGUGAACAUCCCCGCCCGCGGGAUGGGGACAUUUUGGCCGAUUCCCUGCUCUCCCCUUUAACUCCCGCCCUUACCUUUAAUGGCCGCGAGCCGGCUUUAAUUCCCAACGUUUCUGACGGAGCUGACUCCCGUUCAGCGCUCUGUGACUUCGGAAGCGGUCCCCCAGUGAUGUAUUUCCGCCUGUUGUCCAACGGCGCAGCUUCCGCCGGAUGUGCGUGUUCGAGACUCCCCCACGUGAGAUCCCGGGGAAUUACACGGACAGAAAGAUCCCGGGGGCCGGGGCUCAGUCUGGGACACCGGUGUCCCGGGGUGGGAUUAUCCGGGGAGAGAAUCCUUUUGCUCCCUUUGCUGAGGACGGUGCAUUCGGCAGUCUGGCCGAUAUAAUGAUGUUAAAUUGACAAAUACCUCGGCAGUGACCCUGGAUCUGCAGCGAUCUGGGACACGGCCCUGAAGUGUGAUUUUAUAAUCAUCGGUUCCCCGAUGCAGAGUGACGGUGAGAAACGGGACUGAUUAUUCAACCGUUCACCGUUGUCGCCGGUCAGUUAAUUGUGUGUGACUGUGAGUGAGUCGGAAGCAGUUUAUUUAUUCCCGCACGUCAGCAGCUCACACAUUGUUUAAUUUACAUUUGUCAUGAUGAAAUCAAUAAACCGCUGUAACUUCCUGUCUUGGUGUCGGACUCGAGUCUCAUUAGAGGAGAAACAGUGACGUGGGGUUACUGCUGCCCCCCGCACCCGGUGUACUGCAAUAAUGGGUCUGAGCUCCUCACACUGGUACAGCAGCCUCUCAGCUCCAAGCUCAGGGAUGUCAGUAAAAUAGUGUCUGGUCCCCAGGAUCUCUUCACUCUCCAUCCCCAUCUAGGCUGACCACUGCUUCCUCAUACCCCAGAUACUUACACUACCCUGACCUCCACCUCCCUGCGCACUCGCCUUGCUCUCGCAGAAAAACAAACGACAAAGGAGAUCCGAAAAUGCA
This is a messenger RNA of Mobula hypostoma (lesser devil ray), 3768 nucleotides long. Its product is annotated as NACHT, LRR and PYD domains-containing protein 3-like. Gene Ontology annotation, cellular component: cytoplasm. NCBI's taxonomy places the organism in Eukaryota, Metazoa, Chordata, Chondrichthyes, Myliobatiformes, Myliobatidae. The record is from RefSeq and is a predicted model, not a curated record. Gene Ontology annotation, molecular function: protein binding.